CGACAUUAUUAAUCCGUAAAUAAAAAUUUAGCACUCGUUUGCCGAGAAUAUCAUUUGAAAAAAUUUAGUCAAUUCGAAAUUGAAUAACUGAAUGUAAAGUUCGAUACAGAGCUUAUACAAUACGCAGAAACACCGACCGCGCGAAUAUUUCUGCAUAAGUUCAUUUUGACUUUUAUUCUCUAUGAUAAACCUUCACCUUCCAUUCAAGCUAUAAAGAUCUCUAAAACUGACUCUCCAUUUGCAAUCGGUUCGUUGCUUUAAUUUUGCAAAUCGAGCUCAAUAUUGAAACGCGUACGAGUAUCAUCCCAAGAAGAAUCUUGAUCAUCGACUGCAGCUGCGGAUUAAUUCGCAGAUUAUUCUCCUGCUCUCUUUCUCUUGCAGAUCUCUACGAUGCCUCGAGUUGAUAAGAUACCACAUUUAAUCAUCAAGGUCCAAUUUGAGAUUGGUCGCUUAUAUCGCCGCGCGCGCAACGCACCAAUGUAGAAUCUUAUCGCUUGCUAUUCGCACGUUGGAUUCGAUUCGCAGCAAUCGAGCCCUCGCAACUCGCAACAAUCGGGUCCGCCUUAUCAAUUCGCCUCCUUUCUUGGCUUGCUUGGCGAGCUGACAGAUACGAGUCAUAACAAAGAUAAUGCACCCACGAGCGCGCCGCAGCUCCGUACUUAUACGCUUCGUACUCGUUAUUAUUAUUUUUUCUUCUUCUUUUUAGCAUCGGUGCUUCGAGUACAUUAUUUUCAGCGCAUCAACCCUACUCUCGGCCUGCAGUAAUCUCCUUCGUUGCAGAGAACGUGUUUGUGAUAUAGCUGUAUAUUAUACACGAUGUGAGUUGGUGUGCGUGUGUGUGCUAUACGGUGGGACAGCAGUUGGCUCGUCGAGUAGCAGCAGCAGCAGCACAUAUACAAACACUGCAUGUGGGGGUAAAAACAAGUCGUGCACGACACGUCACCGGCGGCAUCGUGUGUAUAAUAUAGCCGCAGCUCGGAGCAGCCAACAACUUUUGCCUCAACUUAUAAUGUUCCAGGCACACAUCUGAGGAGCGACAAAUUACAUAUAUGCGACUGCUGCGCUGGCGUGUAGUACUACGUUUGCCGGAUCUCUCGAGCCGCGAGCUUGUACUAAUAAAAAUUGCCUAAUUUCAUAAUAAUAUAUUUUUACAACGAGUUUUUUUCUUUUAUUUUUGGGUUUUAACGCUAGUUGUCUACGUUACGUUUUCCGCGAGCUACGAGCGUCGUUUUAUACUCGAAACACAAAGUUUGAGAAGGUGAUUUAAAACUCGCAUGUCGUAAUAAGACCGGUGUGUUUGUUUUGAUGCUGUGAACGCCGCACAUGUGCCGGAGCAACGGGCGAUCCAAACUAUAAGCGAACAAAUAUUUUUACUGUAUUUUACACUCGUGCCACGAGCGUAAAAAAGCGAAUUGCAGCAGCCACAAUUGGCAAACUAAUUGCAGAGAAAAUGACCUCAACGCUAAUUCGCCGGAUUCUGAAAUUCGGAGCCAAGCUGCAAGAUCAAUUAUUGAAGCAGCAGAGUCGACACGCGUCGAUCAAUACUAUUCAACAUUACUUCCCGGCACCGAAAAAGGGUGAACACAUAAUCGAUUCACCCUUCGGCCAGUUGUCUUAUCCGGAGAUGCCCAUUCACGAAUACGUUUGGGAAACGUUGCAGAGCUACUCUCACAUGAUAGCCACGGAGUGUGGCGUAACGGGAAGGAAAUAUACGUACGCGCAAGCGAGAGACUACUCGAGCUACAUAGCGCGGAGUCUCUUGGACAUGGGCUUGAAGCCGGGCGACGUCUUGGCCAUUAUCUUGCCAAAUCUGCCAGAGAGUCCCAUCGCUUUUCUGGGCUGUCUCGAGGCCGGAAUCGUCAUCACCACGGUCAAUCCAAUUUACACAGUUGAUGAAAUAUCCAAGCAGUUGAUAUCGUCGGGCGCAAAAGCCGUUAUCACGUCGACAGAAAUAGCCGAGACAGUAAAAAGCGCAAUGAAGCAGAGCAUGCCCGGGGCUAAAUUGAUCGUGGUCGACGAUCAGGUAAAUUCGAUGCCCAGCGAUGCCAUUCCAUUCGAGGAUCUCAUUACAAAAGGAAAAACGCUUUCUGUCCCGAGCUCGAGAGACUUUGCAUUCGAUAACGUGGCAGUUUUACCGUACUCCAGCGGCACGACUGGCCUGCCGAAAGGAGUAAUGCUGUCGCAUCGCAAUAUUGUGGCAAAUUUAAAAAUGAUGGCGGACACUCUGAAGGACGAUGUUCUUGUACCAUCCAAUGGAGUAUUUCAACAAAUAAUCCCUGUGAUAUUGCCUAUGUAUCAUAUUUAUGGCAUGGUUACCGUCAUGCUCUCGAAGAUGACAACCGGUGGCAAGUUGAUUACUUUACCAAAGUUCACGCCCGAAUCGUAUGUCAGGGUAUUGGAGCGUAAUCCAGUGACGGAAUUGAUGCUGGUCCCGCCGAUCGUUUUGUUUUUGACCUCCUCCAAGUUGGUCAAGAAACAUUUCCUCGAUCACGUCACGUACAUUACUAGUGGGGCUGCGCCUCUGUCCGACACCGACGUGGAAAGAUUUUACGAGAAAUUCUCCAUCGCUCGCGACAAGCUCAAAUUUCGACAGGGCUACGGGAUGACAGAGUCGUCGCCUGUGUCGCUGUACGAGAAAACCGGCACAAAGUACUCGAGCAUAGGGCGACCCAUUUGCGGUUGCCAAGCCAGGUUGGUCGACCCUAUUACGAAGAAAGAUGUUACUACGCCGAGGCAAACUGGUGAAUUAUGGAUUCGUGGCCCGCACGUGAUGAAGGGCUAUUUGAACAAUCAGAAGGCAACGGAAGAGACUCUGCAGGACGGAUGGUUACUGACCGGUGAUAUUGCCUACUUCGACGAAGAUUCGGAUUUCUUCAUUACCGACCGAUUGAAAGAGCUCAUAAAAGUCAAAGGUUUCCAGGUGGCACCAGCGGAACUCGAAGCUUUGAUAAGAACACAUCCCAACGUUGAAGAAGCAGGUGUCGUGGGAAUACCUGACGAUAGAAGCGGAGAAGUACCCAUGGCUUUCGUAGUUCUGAAAGAAAAGGGUGCAACGAAAACAGAGGAAAUACAGGAUUUUGUGAAAGGCAAAGUUUCGGAAUUCAAAGAGCUUCGAGGAGGAGUGCAAUUCGUAGACAGUCUACCGAAGAAUCCAUCAGGAAAAAUUUUACGAAAGAAACUGAAAGCCUUACUCGAAUAAGUUUUUGUAGAACUGUGAUAUACAUUUUUGAAUUUUUCAAUUUUAAUCUGAAUAACGCACAAUAUUCGCACAAUUGUUAGUUUAUACGUAAUCAUAUACUUUGUAGUACGUACAAAAAACCUGUAUGCAAUAUUUUUCUUUGCAAUCUAAUCAUUGUAAGUGCCAAUUUCGUAUCAAUGAAACUUUUGUUCAUUGCUUAUGGUUAUGCUAAUGCCAGGCUCAAAACGAAUAUUUAUACACUCGUUUUCUUAAUUAUUUGAAAGAAAUGUUUCUAUAAAGGUUCGUGAAUGACUUUGUUUUGUUCUUUUAUAAACAUACUCGUAUGAAAAAUGCGAAAAAAAUAUUUUGUAGAAAUUAUAGAAAACGUGUAAGAAAAUUUUUAUUUUUACCUUGAUCGAUUACGGUAUUUCUUAAACAAUAAAUCUAGAAUAUAAAUUAUUUUA
Trichogramma pretiosum is the source of this 3642-nucleotide messenger RNA. RefSeq names its product 4-coumarate--CoA ligase 2. The record is from RefSeq and is a predicted model, not a curated record. Gene Ontology annotation, cellular component: mitochondrion. Gene Ontology annotation, biological process: long-chain fatty acid metabolic process; fatty-acyl-CoA biosynthetic process. The coding region runs from base 1451 to 3199 and encodes 582 amino acids. The transcript has 9 exons. Gene Ontology annotation, molecular function: long-chain fatty acid-CoA ligase activity. Lineage: Eukaryota; Metazoa; Arthropoda; Insecta; Hymenoptera; Trichogrammatidae.